Molecule: messenger RNA, 1443 nt
Organism: Symsagittifera roscoffensis
Lineage: Eukaryota; Metazoa; Xenacoelomorpha; Acoela; Convolutidae
Product: eukaryotic translation initiation factor 3 subunit H-B-like
Exons: 5
Coding region: 4-1026 (340 amino acids)
Cellular component (GO): eukaryotic 43S preinitiation complex; eukaryotic translation initiation factor 3 complex; cytosol
Molecular function (GO): metallopeptidase activity; translation initiation factor activity; protein binding
Source: RefSeq, a predicted model, not a curated record
AGCAUGUCAGCGGCUCACCGUGUUUCAUCAACAUCGGUGACGUCGCAAAAGAGCACUACUGGAUUAUUUCGGGUUGUGCAGAUCGAUGGAUUGGUCGCUUUAAAAAUCAUCAAGCAUUUUGAGCAAUCUGGUGGACUCACGUCUGCCACCCCUGUUCAAGGCGUACUCCUUGGUUUGAUGGAUAACGAAACUCUCGAAAUCACUAAUUGCUUUCCGUUUCCAGCAGACGAAGAUGCAGAUGUUUCAGAGUACCAGAGAGAAAUGAUAAAGAAACUCAGGAAAAUUAAUGUCGAUCAGCUUACUGUUGGAUUUUACCAGUCUUCAGUUUAUGGAUUUUUCAUAACCCGAGAGCUAAUUGAAGACAUGUAUGUUUAUCAGACAAGCGUCGAAGAGUCAGUUUGUCUGAUUUACGAUCCCAUGAAAACCACAAAUGGUGCCGUGGGACUGAAAGCAUAUCGUCUCAAAUCAAAGUUCUUCAAGAACUACGGUGAUUCUGAAAUCACAAAUGAGACAUUGCAAAAAAUGAAGCUGAAUUACGAAGAGGUGUUGGAAGAGAUGCCGAUUAAAUACCACAAUUCAUAUCUGACGCAGUGCUUUGUGGCCGAAUUGGGUGACAAGUAUCCUCUUCAGAGAAACGAAAACUUGUUGAAACUUGGAAGUGGGUUUGGCUUGGAGAAGAAUCUGAGACUGUUGUCGGAACAUGUGGACCGGAUGUCGGCCGAGUCUAGCAAACACGCCAACUACUACAAGGGACUCAUAAAACAACAGCAGCUCAGACAACAACAUCAGUACAAGAAGGAACAAGAGAAUCUGCUUCGAGAGAAGAGAGGUGAGCCUCCCUUGCCGCAGGAGGAUUUGGACAAGAUGUUCAAGCUACCCACCCCACCCCCUAGACUGGACAAUGUCCUCUUGUCCGCACAAGUCCAGAGCUUCUGCCGCGAGUUGCAGGACUCGACUGCUUCCAGCAUGUGCAAAGCGUUCUUGGCAGAGGUGUUUCAACCCAGCACACAAGACGAUGCUAAUUGAUUUUAUUGUAACCGUUUAAGUAGAUCUACUGCUCCUUUUUUGGAAUGUAACGGCUAAACUAAAAACAUGCAGCACUUAUUUGUAUAGCAACUCAAAAAACCAGAAAAACUAUUAUAAGUUUCCAAAAUGAUAAACAAAGCAACUGAAUUGUCUCCGAUGAUUUCUUUGAUGAAAAUGAAUAUUUGAAUCAAACGGUAAUGCUUGUCACCAGAAGAUGGUUUACAGGAGGAUUUAGCAGUAGAUUUGUUGUGAUCUUUAUUCCUUGCUUGACAAAUGUGCAAAUAUAAUAUUGGAGAGAUGGAUUUGAGUUGGUGUCGUUGACUUGCUUUGCUACCAUGUGGCAUUAAUUAUUGAAUGUGCGCUAAAAAGAGAAAAGCAUAGACCGCAAUUUAUUUACACUUGCUGUUUUUCACCAAA